Messenger RNA from Racocetra fulgida, 234 nucleotides. The record is from the annotation of a GenBank genome assembly. NCBI's taxonomy places the organism in Eukaryota, Fungi, Glomeromycota, Glomeromycetes, Diversisporales, Gigasporaceae.
AUGAAGGAUAGAAAAAAUUAUAAACAUAAUAUUAAAUUUUUGGCAGGUGAAUAUUAUAAGUUUUCACCUAGAAGUGGUGAAAAAAUAAGGCCCGAAUGUAAAUUUUUAUUUUUAUUUGAAAAAGUUAUACGAUUGGAAGAAAGAAACAGACAAUUAGAAAAACGAGUUAGUGAUUUAGAAGAAAAAUCUGAUCAAAAAAAAGAAAAAUUUAUAGUGGAUCAUGUUUUUCUUAUA